Castor canadensis (American beaver) is the source of this 1115-nucleotide messenger RNA. It is a transcript of the gene Bbs5, whose product is annotated as Bardet-Biedl syndrome 5. The record is from RefSeq and is a predicted model, not a curated record. Lineage: Eukaryota; Metazoa; Chordata; Mammalia; Rodentia; Castoridae. Gene Ontology annotation, cellular component: ciliary basal body; BBSome. Gene Ontology annotation, molecular function: phosphatidylinositol-3-phosphate binding. Gene Ontology annotation, biological process: intracellular transport; cilium assembly.
GGGACGCGAGGGGCCUCCGGCGCGGAGGACAGCGCGGGCCUCGGUCAUCAUGUCCGUGCUGGACGUGCUGUGGGAGGACCGCGAGGUCCGCUUCGACCUGUACUCGCAACAAAUGAAAACAAGACCUGGAGAAGUCCUUAUUGAUUGUUUAGAUUCAAUUGAAGACACCAAGGGAAAUAAUGGGGAUAGAGGUAGACUCUUAGUAACAAACUUAAGAAUUAUCUGGCACUCUUUGGCAUUAAUCAGAGUCAAUCUUUCUAUCGGUUACAACUGCAUAUUGAAUAUUACAAUAAGGACGGCUAACUCUAAAUUACGAGGCCAAACUGAAGCUCUUUAUAUACUAACAAAAUGUAACACUACUCGCUUUGAAUUUAUAUUUACAAAUUUGGUUCCUGGAAGUCCUAGACUUUUUACUUCUGUGAUUGCAGUACGCAGAGCAUAUGAAACUUCUAAAAUGUAUCGUGAUUUUAAAUUGAGAAGUGCACUAAUUCAAAACAAGCAACUAAGGUUAUUACCACAAGAACAUGUAUAUGAUAAAAUCAAUGGAGUAUGGAAUUUAUCCAGUGAUCAGGGAAAUUUAGGAACUUUUUUUAUUACCAACGUGAGAAUUGUGUGGCAUGCAAAUAUGAAUGACAGUUUUAAUGUCAGUAUACCAUACUUGCAAAUCCGUUCAAUAAAAAUUAGAGAUUCAAAAUUUGGCUUAGCUCUUGUCAUAGAAAGUUCUAAGCAGAGUGGAGGAUAUGUUCUUGGCUUUAAAAUAGAUCCUGUGGAAAAACUACAGGAAUCAGUUAAAGAAAUCAAUUCACUUCACAAAGUCUAUUCUGCCAGCCCGAUAUUUGGCGUGAAUUAUGAAAUGGAAGAAAAGCCACAGCCUCUUGAAGCUCUGACAGUCGAACAGAUUCAAGAUGAUGUUGAAAUAGACUCUAAUGACCACACAGAUGCUUUUGUGGCUUAUUUUGCUGAUGGUAAUAAGCAACAAGAUCGUGAACCUGUAUUUUCAGAAGAACUGGGGCUUGCAAUAGAGAAAUUGAAGGAUGGAUUCACACUACGGGGACUUUGGGAAGUAAUGAGUUGAUCUUGAGUUGAGCUGAAUUUCUAUUUAAAGAUAUCUCAAG